GGUGUGCGAUUGCGACUUGCUCGGAAGUGCUAGGUAAAGAGUCGUUGCUUUGCUAGCCUCCCCGCGAUGUAAGUUAGAACGUGGCCCGACAGGCUUCGCGAGGCUCUCCGUUUCUUGGACGCUGUGAAACGUCCUCAACGCAUGUGCCAACGACAUGAUGACAGCUUUCGCAACACAAUUCACUGAAUGAAUCCGGCUCAAUCGCAUUUGCCGAUACGUCCUACAGCUUCCUAAACCGUUCUUAUUUGAUAAAAAAUCAUCUUCUGCCCAUACGACAGCACACAACAACAUUACAGGGAUAGCUUGUUGGUAACCUGGGUACACGAUGUCUGGAAUACACCUCACACAAUUGCGGAAAUGGAUGCUGGAGUCACCACCAGUGGAAUGGGCCAUGAACCAGUUAAGGGAACUUCUGAUCGGUGCCUUACGGCAAGGACAAAUACCGCAGCAUGUAGCGUUUGUGAUGGACGGAAACAGGCGGUUCGCCAGAAGUCAGAAAAUCGAGACAGUGGAAGGACAUAAUCUGGGAUUUGAAGCUUUAGCAAGGAUAUUAGAGGUCUGCUAUAAGUCUGGAGUGAAGGUUGUCACGGUCUAUGCUUUUAGUAUAGAAAACUUCAAACGAUCGAAGUACGAGGUCGAUGCUUUAAUGGAGAUGGCGAAGAUCAAGCUGUUCCAGUUGUCACAGCAUGGGGAACUGCUGGACAAAUACGGUGCUAGCAUUCGGGUUCUAGGCAACAAAAACUUUGUCAAGCCGGACGUUGCGGAAGCUGUGAAUAAAGCUGUGGAGAUGACCAAAAACAACGGCGACUGUGUAUUGAAUAUAUGUUUCCCAUACACUUCACGGGACGAGAUUACCACUGCUAUUAAAGCUACAGUGGAGGACUAUACAAAACCAUUAUCAGCACACGCCCGGCCCUUCUCUCAAACAAGAAUCACACAGAAGAUUCGUUCUCGAAACCUCAGUACCUCACCUCUACGUGCCAGCUCGCCAACACCAGACAAUGCUUCUGACGUUGAUGAAUCAGUUUCGUCGUCAACGACGUUGCAUCCGGAAACACCUCCCCAAGAUAGCCGAGAAAAUAACGUCUAUCCAGAUCCCGAGACAAUAAGUUCGGACACGAUUGGAGAUCACAUGUUCACUGCUGGUGAUCCUCCUCUUGAUCUUCUCGUCCGGACGAGUGGUGUUAAGCGGCUAAGUGACUUCAUGCUUUGGCAAUGUCAUGAAGAUACAGAGAUAGUCUUCUUAGACUGUCUAUGGCCCGAAUUUGAUCUAUGGCAGUUCUUGCCAGUGUUAGUGGAAUGGCAAUGGAGACAGAAGCAUAUCGAUGAGAAGGCAUUGAGUGCAAAGACGAAGGUCCGGUAGUCUUCUCGUGGAUCAGCAUAGCAUGCUAGAGAAUAGAGCUUUAUUGCAAAGCAUCAGGCGAUGGGAGUUGGGAGUUAAUCAUCUGAAGUUAGCGAAAAGUAUGGAGGUCUGACUUUGAUCAUCAUGAUAAGAGACUGCAUCCUAGUGAUGAGGUCAGAGUUACUUGGUGCUCAUUUAGUAAAGUUCUCAAUUCGGGAGCUAUUUCAGGCAAGAACUUGUGGAUACCUGGUUUAAAAGGUAGUACGUCUCCUCGAAAAGUGCGGAUGAGACGAAUUCAGCGUCCCGUCUCCUAAAUGAGGAGACAGAAGCCACAAGCUAUAGAUAGAAUAUGAUCUAUAAGAAAAGUUCUGAUUCCGGAAGCCCAAAAAGCUUCUCAACCAAGGUACU
Messenger RNA from Mollisia scopiformis, 1750 nucleotides. RefSeq names its product Undecaprenyl diphosphate synthase. Gene Ontology annotation, molecular function: ditrans,polycis-polyprenyl diphosphate synthase [(2E,6E)-farnesyl diphosphate specific] activity. The coding region runs from base 326 to 1363 and encodes 345 amino acids. Gene Ontology annotation, cellular component: dehydrodolichyl diphosphate synthase complex; lipid droplet; membrane. Lineage: Eukaryota; Fungi; Ascomycota; Leotiomycetes; Helotiales; Mollisiaceae. The transcript is spliced from 3 exons. The record is from RefSeq and is a predicted model, not a curated record.